AUAAUCAUUUUGUGUGUAUUUUUCAGAUGAUUCUGUCUAACACUGACUCUUUAUCUUCCCCCACACCGUCACCAGAACCUAAGAAUGGUAAGAAACCUGGACGACAAACGAACCCACUUCCUCGCCAUAAAAGAGUCUCUCAUAUCAAUGCUGAACACAGGAGGAGGAAUAAAAUCCAGAGAGGCUUUGAAACUCUGCGCCAACUUGUGCCUGCCCUCCAAGAGAACCCUUCAACCAAAGACAGUAAGGCCUCAAUGCUUUUUAAAGCGUCGGAACACUGUCGACAACUUCAGGCCGAAUCUAAGGCCCAGAGAGAUGAGGCAUGUGCCCUGCGGCAACAGUUAGGUGCCUUGACUGACGAGAUUCAGUAAGUGUACAUUAAUCCUCUUGGGCCCGGUGAAACACCAAGCCCACAUUUUCUAUUUUUUCUUUCUUUUUAUUUGCAUCUCUUUUUCUU
Octopus bimaculoides (California two-spot octopus) is the source of this 457-nucleotide messenger RNA. RefSeq lists its product as uncharacterized. Gene Ontology annotation, cellular component: nucleus. Gene Ontology annotation, biological process: regulation of transcription by RNA polymerase II. Gene Ontology annotation, molecular function: RNA polymerase II cis-regulatory region sequence-specific DNA binding; DNA-binding transcription factor activity, RNA polymerase II-specific; protein dimerization activity. Lineage: Eukaryota; Metazoa; Mollusca; Cephalopoda; Octopoda; Octopodidae. The record is from RefSeq and is a predicted model, not a curated record.